Alosa sapidissima (American shad) is the source of this 1945-nucleotide messenger RNA. Its product is annotated as C-C chemokine receptor type 9-like. Bases 453 to 1685 code for a protein of 410 amino acids. The record is from RefSeq and is a predicted model, not a curated record. NCBI's taxonomy places the organism in Eukaryota, Metazoa, Chordata, Actinopteri, Clupeiformes, Clupeidae. Gene Ontology annotation, cellular component: membrane. Gene Ontology annotation, biological process: G protein-coupled receptor signaling pathway; immune response. The transcript is spliced from 3 exons. Gene Ontology annotation, molecular function: G protein-coupled receptor activity.
UAUAAAUGCAGCAGGUAUAUGAUCAGGUAUAAAUGCAGCAGGUAUGUGAUCAGGUAUAAAUGCAGCAGGUAUGUGAUGAGGUAUAAAUGCAGCAGGUAUAUGAUCAGGUAUAAAUGCAGCAGGUAUGAGAUCAGAUAUGUGAUCAAACUCCAUGGGAACUGAACCCAUGAUCUUGGAGAUGCACAGAAAACCGCAUUAGUUGUUGUUUGCAGUCCUAGAAUGUGCCGGAAAAUAACAGAAAGCGGUGUGGCUUUGGUGAGAGACACGCCGAGAGUUACAAAGGUCAGGUAAACACUCGGAGGGAGAGAGAGAGAGAGAGAGAGAGAGAGAGAAAAAGAGAGAGAGAGGCUUCAAAGGCUCCCUGAGGUCUGUCUUACUCUGCACAUAACUGCAGAGGUUAGUUUGUACCUGCCUUUGUCCCCCUCUCAAAGCUGCAGUACAACGAUCGCAAAAUGGCCGCAGAUAAUGUUACUGAUUCCUACGACCUUCCCAUCACCAGCGACUACUAUGAUGACGACUACUUGUCAUACUAUGCCACCUCUGCUGGCGAAGAGGAUCUGGUAACUCCAUGCUUUGAAGAGGAUGACGAGUCGCAGAUCCUGUCGGGCUGUCAGACGGCGUUCUACAUCCUGGUCUUUCUGGUGGGUGUGCCGGGCAACUCUCUGGUCGUGGCCACCUUCGCCCGCUACUGGCGCGCCCGUCUGCGCAGCCUGACGGAUGCUUUCCUCCUCCACCUGGCGCUGUCGGACCUGCAGCUGCUGCUCACGUUGCCCCUGCAGGCGGGGGAAGCGCUGCGUGGCGAGUGGCCCUUCAGCAGCGCCCUCUGCAGGGUGAACAGGGGACUGCGGUCAGUGAAUACCUACAGCGGCCUGCUGCUGCUAGCCUGCAUUAGCGCCGAGCGCUACAGCGUGGUGGUGCUCCGCUCGGGGGCAACGCGUCGGAGGAAGACCGGUGGUGGAUGCUGCCGUCGUCGGGUGAUGGUCCAAGCUGUCAUCGCAUGCCUGACCGUGGCAAUAACCGCUAUCGCCCUGAGCGCCCCUGACUUCCUGUUCUCCGAGGUGGAGAACAGUAACGGCAUGUGCGGCCUGAACGUGUGGGUGGAUAGCGCCAGCUCACAGGUCAAGCUGGCCCUGACCGGCUCCAUGAUCGCCGGCUUCUGCGUGCCCUUCGCCGUCAUGGCCACCUGCUACACGGCCAUCGGCUGCGUCCUGGCGCAAGGUCGGCGCACGGCGCGCGGGCAUUGCUGGCGGCGGCAACGGACACUCCGCCUGAUGGUGGCGCUGGUGUUCCUCUUCCUGCUCUUCCAGCUGCCCUACACGCUGGUGCUGGGCCUGAAGCUGAUGGACGCCUGGCGCUCCUGCAGCUUCCUGCUGUGGGAGAGCGCCACCUGCAGUCUGGCCUACACGCGCUGCUGCCUCAACCCCGUGCUCUACGCUCUGGUCGGCGUGCGCUUCCGCAACGACGUGCUGAGGCUGCUGCACGAGGCUGGCUGCCUCUGCCUCUCCGCCUCGCGGCUGUCCCUCGACCCCGACAGCGGCAGCUCGAUCUCGCGGUCCUCGGCACCCCCCACCACCACACUGCUGUCACCGAAGUCGCCCACACCCCUCCUGACGCCGCCAGACAUUGCAGAAACUGACGUGGGCAAAGUGUUUGUGUAUCCAAGCCUUUCUUCUACUCACACCUGACUGUGUUAAGUCCAUAUUAUCUUCUCAGAACUGACCCACGCAUAAGUGCCUCACUCACCAUUCACCUCUCCCGAACACGGGCUACCCCUGUGAAAAAUAUCAUUCAAAAAUUGUAAGUUCCUCUCAGAGCACACACAGCUCACACAUUCCUUUCCAGACGCUUGUGUUUCAUUCAGCUGCCCACUGUUCCACAUGCAGGGCCUCUGACCACAUGCUCACAUCACUGGACUUAAAGCUGCAGUUGGCAAGUCUGACAGAUU